Molecule: messenger RNA, 1380 nt
Organism: Penicillium antarcticum
Lineage: Eukaryota; Fungi; Ascomycota; Eurotiomycetes; Eurotiales; Aspergillaceae
Product: arrestin C-terminal domain-containing protein
Exons: 2
Coding region: 1-1380 (459 amino acids)
Biological process (GO): ubiquitin-dependent endocytosis
Cellular component (GO): cytoplasm; cytosol
Molecular function (GO): ubiquitin protein ligase binding; protein-macromolecule adaptor activity
Source: RefSeq, a predicted model, not a curated record
AUGCAGCCAGAGCAGGGAGACUGCGCAAUACCUUUGGACCUGUAUAGAAACUCAUGUGUGAUGAGGUCAACUCCUGCAUCCUCUAUCCCAGUUUCGCGCAACGAGGAGGUCAUGACAAGCGCCGAUGGAAUCACGGUCACGUUGGCUCUGGCGGAACCGGUCGUCUAUUUACCACAUUUGGACUCAGCUGACCCAGCUACUGCCAGAUCGGUCAUGCUGAGUGGACAUUUGCGGCUCAGAUUGACGAAAACUAUCAAGAUAAAGAAAGUUGAACUCGUGUUCAAGGGCGUCGCACAGACGAAGAUAUCUGACGGGAUUCUUCCAAAGGAAGGACGGACCCAGCACAUAAAAGAGCUCAACAAACACGUAUGGCCGCUAUUCCUCGCAGAUGCACAAGACGGACUUUCGAUGUCAAACAUUGACUACAGGGCGAACAAUCUUAAUAUUGCAAGCCCUCUACUUGCGACGAUAACGAAGCUACAUAGGACAAAUACAGCGAUACUGAACAUCCAACACAACAAUAAAGACGCGAUGGACCUAUCACUACGAAUGAAUCACGACCAUGCCUGUGGGAUUAGUAACGGCGAGCCCUGGGCCCGUGGAGUUUCGAGGUCACACCGAGGCUACCAAGUCUUUCCUCCGGGCGAUUACACUUACAAUUUUGAACAAUUGAUCGAUUCACAUAACCCAGAAACAAUCGAAAACCAGAUGGUUUCUGUCAGAUGGCUUCUUCAAGCAGUCGUUGAACGCCCGGGAGUGUUCCAGUCUAACCUAUCUGGCAUUCGGUAUAUCCCCUUCAUCCGGAGCCCCGUGGAGGGAUGCCUAGAGCAAGUUGAGCCCAUCGCGAUAUCGAGGACCUGGAAGGAUCAGCUCCAUUACAAUAUCACCAUUAUUGGAAAAUCAUUCCCUUUGGGAUCACGGAUACCUAUCGCCAUAAAACUCACCCCAUUCGCGAAGGUUACCUGCCGUCGGAUCCAAGUCUGGGUGAUGGAAAAUUUUCAUUAUCAUGGCAAGGCCAACCAUCAUAUCGAACCGCGUAAAAGGCUCUUACUUUUCGAGAAAACGGCGCCUUCGGCAAGUCCCAGCAAUUAUCCAGGAAGCUUGACGCGAGUCACGGCUGAUGAUGGCAUUUCUUGGAACAAUCGGGCGGCUACUCUCACAGGAGAGGAUCUUGUUGAUCAUAACCGGAACAACUUGCCAGAUAAUCUCAGCGAUAGCUGUCAAGCCGGGCCAACUGAAAUGGAAUUGAAUGUACAGAUCCCGAACUGCCAAACUAUUGUGGGUAAGGAUGAAAUGCAAAAGUUGCAUUGUGACGCGACAUACGAAAGCAUCGAAAUCGCUCAUCAGAUUAUGGUAAGCGUAUACCAAGAAGCAGAAUAA